Molecule: messenger RNA, 2427 nt
Organism: Vicia villosa (hairy vetch)
Lineage: Eukaryota; Viridiplantae; Streptophyta; Magnoliopsida; Fabales; Fabaceae
Product: protein FAR1-RELATED SEQUENCE 5-like
Exons: 2
Coding region: 1-2427 (808 amino acids)
Molecular function (GO): zinc ion binding
Source: RefSeq, a predicted model, not a curated record
AUGAAAAACCCCGACCAUUAUGAUUCGUACGACUAUCGAUGCCGUGACAGUGGUACAUCUGAUUCUGAAUCCGACAAUGGUCGGGAUGACAGUAAUUCGGUGUCCAGUGCGUACCAAGGUUCAAGUGAUGGUGAUGGCGAUGGCGAUGGUGAUAGUCACGGUGAAAAAUUUGUUGAAUUUGAUGCAGUUGUAGGUGAUAGAACAGUGAAAAUUAAUGCCCUUACUGCUGAUGAAAUUCGUGCUAUGGAAUUCGGUACAGUUGAUGAAGCUAAUGUGUUUUAUUUCAAGUAUGCUAAAUGUAAAGGGUUUGCCAUUAGGAAAAGUGAUGUUAGGACAAGAUCGACUGAGGAUGGACAAACAAUUAUAAUGAGGCAGUUUGUAUGCAAUAAACACGGUCUAAGAGAUACAAAACACUUAAGGAGGCUUGAUAGAAAAAGAGAACACAGACCUACGACCCGCACUAAUUGUCCCGCUAGGCUUCGUGUGCAUUACAACCCCCAGAAGGAUAUUUAUGUAGUGACAUGUUUUGAAGAGGCUCACAACCAUGAAUUAACACCAUCUAGGUUUGUCCACUUACACCCCAUUUAUCGUGAGAUUACUGCAGCAGAUAGAGCUCAAAUUGACGGUCUACAGUCAAAUGGAAUUAGAACUUGUCAUAUAAUGGGGUACAUGGUUGCUCAGAAGGGUGGACACGAUCGUGUUGGGUUUACAAAGAAGGAUCUGUACAAUUAUUUUGAUAGUAAAAUGCGUGCUAAUAUUAAAGAUGGUGACGUUGCCGCUGCUAUAAAUUAUCUAACUGUGAAGUCAUCUACUGAUCCCAUGUUAUAUGGUAAAUAUGCCGUAGACAUGGAUGGACGAAUGAAGUCUCUUUUUUGGGCUGAUGGAAGCAGUAGAUCUGACUAUUUUUGUUUUGGCGAUGUGAUUGCGUUCGACACGACUUACAAGAAGAACAAAUACAACUACCCAUUGGUUAUAUUUUCAGGGUGUAACCACCACUCUCAGACAGUUAUUUUUGGUGCUGCGUUGGUGUCAGAUGAAACGACAGAGACGUAUAAGUGGUUGUUGGAGUGUUUUUUAGAGUGCAUGGAAAAUAGAUACCCAGCAGCAGUUGUAACAGACGGAGAUGGGGCGAUGAGGGAAUCUAUAAAACAGGUGUUUCCGGAUGCGACACAUCGUUUAUGCGCUUGGCAUUUGAACAAGAAUGCGUCUGAGAAUGUAAAGAACUCGGCAUUUUUGAAAGAUUUUCAAAAAGCCAUGUACUCUAAUUUUACAAAGGAUCAAUUUGAAGAGUUUUGGUCAAAAAUAAUUAAAGAAAACGGACUUGAAGGAAAUCCUUGGGUUGCAAAAACGUACGAGAACAGGUCACUAUGGGCAACUGCAUAUCUACGUGAGAAGUUUUUUGGACGUAUAAGAACUACGUCUCAAUGUGAAGCCGUCAAUGCAAUCAUCAAGAGUUAUGUCAGGAAGAAAGGCUGCAUUUUUGAAUUUAUGCACAAUUUUGAUCAGGCUAUGAGAUCUUAUAGAAACAAUGAACUGAUUGCCGAUUAUAAAUCAAAGUUUUCAGAACCUGUGAUGACUACUCAACUGCGUGCCCUUGAGAGCCAUGCUGCGAAUGUUUAUACUAUGGAGAUUUUCAAGGAAGUCAGAGAUGAAAUAGUGAAGGCUGGAUCAUUGAUUGUUAAGGAAAAGUUAAUUCGCAACGGAUUUAAGACUUAUCGAUUUACAAAAUAUUGUUGUGAUAACUAUGACGUAGAGGUUGUGUAUGAUGGUGAAACACUUCAAUGUGAGUGUAGGUUAUGGGAUUCUCAUGGGAUUCCAUGUUCUCAUAUGUUUGGUGUCAUGAAGGAAGAACAUGUUAGUCUCAUUCCCACCGGUUUGAUUUUGUCGAGAUGGACGAAGGAUGCAAAAAUUCAGUACUUGAACGUGAAUUGUAAUGGUUCUGAUGAUUCUAAAAUGAUUGAGCUAGCUCGGUUUGGUGCAUAUUGUUCUGCAUUUACUGCCUUUUGCAAUGAAGCUUCAAAAAGGGAAGGUGUUUAUGGGGAAAUAAUGGGUGACAUUCUGAAGUUACACAAAAAGUAUUGCAGUACGGACGAUCCUAUUUUGGCAUCGAACUCAGUUGUAGGUGAUCCAAAUAUUGUGAAUAGCAAAGGUGCUCCAAAGAAAAGAAAGAAUGACAUAAAAUCUAUUAGGCGAUGUUCUAAAUGCAACAGUAGAACUCAUAAUGCAAGGAGUUGUUCGGCUGAAGAAGAAUCUUUUGGAUACAAGAAGACAAGCAGAAAACAUGUCCUAGCUGUGAAUAAGUCAAGAAACAAUGAAGAAUCACUAGUUGAAUUAGGUUCUAUGGUGAAGCUAACUUCUAGAGUUGAAGCACUCCAAGACUUGACAAACUCAAAAUCAUUAGGAGUAAAAUUGCUCAUAAACAUCUGA